GCCAACCAUGGCCGCCACUAGCAAAACCGCCAGCCGAGCUUCCCGGCACGCACAGGACAUUGUGUCCCAUCAAAGACAAUCAGCACCCACAGAGCCCGCCCGCAGUUCCGCGAAGCGAGCGCCAUCGUCCGGCCCAUCCCCGCCAUCCAAAACCACUAGGAAUUCUCCGAAGGGCAUCACCGCCAGGGCCUCAGAACACACCGCCCACGUUGAGCAGGACGCAGCCGAUCCACAGCCAUGCUCCUGCACGCCCGCCGCUCGACGCUUGAUGGAAAAUUGGAGCCCAAGCCCCGAAUUCCUGGAGAACCUGCAACAUCUCAUCCCGCAACUUUGUCCACAGCAUACUCAGCAACUCGCCAUGCAAGCGAUCGGACAUUUAGCCAACGCCCCUGUUACAUCUGCAAAGCGGACGCUUGACGAUCUUGAUGGUGCCAUGCCUCUGCGCAAAGUCCGACGUGUACACCCUUCGCACGUUGCCAGCCGCAACGACCACACUCCUCCAGAUCAUUGUGCCGAACAAGAGCAGGACUUCAAAGAGCAAGCUGUGGUCCGGAUCCGGGGCCGGCUGGGGUUGAAAGGAGCAACCUCAUCAGGACCUCCACUGGAGUCAGCUACGUUUGGGAGGAUGAAUAACAAGAUUAUGAGAGACUUACUGGAAUUGAGCACGCUCCCGAAGACUUCGGGCCCUGAACCGGAAAUCUAUUACCUCACUGGGGCUGAAGCGAAAGAACUUCUGGAGUCACGGAACCGUCUUCGUGGGCCAAUUGUUACACACGGACAACAAAACUUUCAGUGGCAGGAAGGAGAUGGUCAGCCCUUCACCGAGCUAUUCGACCGCUUUGGUUGCCUGGAAGAUCGGGAAGUAAGUGUUCAGAAUCCUUCAUUGAAGGUGGGGCAAUUUUCUGCUGAAAUCUGGACGCUCCAAGAGGUCAAGGAGCAUUUUUGCGAACCCAAAAAUGGUCAAAGCGAGUUCAAUUGCUUAGACAUGGCGUCACCGCUCAAGAAUGCCCUGCCGGCCUUUCUAACCGGACCCAAUUGUGCCCUGCUCAGUUGCAUCCGCGACUUUGUCACUUCGCGCCGGACUGCAGGGAGAAGCUCAUCGUCGGUAGAAGAGUGGAGACUCUGGACGGAGAAGGAGGAGUGGAUUUUGCUUGCCUGGGGCGACAUGUACACGAUCACCCACACAGAUGCCAUGGGAUACAACUCCUGGCUCACCGUCCAACCCGGAUCUAGUCCUGUCGGCUUUGGAUGGAUCUCAAACCCCACCGAGGAAGAGCGGCGCGAAUGGAUCACCCAAAAUGCUACCUUCAGGGGCCAGUUCGGCGGCCACGUCUCCACAAAGCUACGGUACAAGGUGGUAUACCCCGGGCAGACUGUCUGUUUCGCAGCUGGGACUAUUCACUUUGUCUUUCGACUUGCCCAUAAGCCGACAUUCGUUAUUGGCGGCCACUUCCUGCGCUGGUCCGACAUCGACUCCUGGAUUCGCGUGGUUAUCAGCCAAUAUGAGAACAAUGACAGUACCAACGAAGAGGUAGUCGAGUACGCACCACAGUGGGUGAACGCCGUUGCCGCAUUAGUUCAGGACAAGGUGAAGAGAGGGCUGAGCGAGCAGUUGGGCGGCACGGAACCUGUGGAGAGGUUUCGCGAGGGUGUAAGGGACUUUCAGCAGUUAGUAGCAGGGGCAAAGGCGACAGCAGCGAAGGAGAAGAGGGCAGCGGCGGAGCGGAAAAGAGCAGCAGCGGAAGAGAAGAGAGCAGCAGCAGCAGCAGCAGCAGCAGCGAAGAAAAAUCUAGCAAAGGGAAGGUCACCGAAGGAAAGGGCAGCGACGAGAAAGGCACCGAAGAGAAGGGAAGAGAAGUAGACUCAAGUAGAAUGAGCUGCUUGCACGUGGACAAGCUAAAAAUCACAUUCCACGUAGAGUACUGCAACUCGAACAUGUCUUUUAUCCGGCUCUUGUCUCGACGCGCUUUGAACCGAUGGUAUCGCUGGGGUGGCUGCAGUGUGAGGUAUGCAUGGUACUCCUAUUCUUCUUUCCAGAUGGUGCUGUAAGAACCGUCACUCCCAGCCCUUGGAUGCCU
This is a messenger RNA of Trematosphaeria pertusa, 2078 nucleotides long. RefSeq lists its product as uncharacterized. The record is from RefSeq and is a predicted model, not a curated record. The transcript is spliced from 2 exons. NCBI's taxonomy places the organism in Eukaryota, Fungi, Ascomycota, Dothideomycetes, Pleosporales, Trematosphaeriaceae. Bases 8 to 1861 code for a protein of 617 amino acids.